AAAGCAAGUCGUUUUGGGUCCCGGUUCGACUCACUGACUUGACUCACCACCACCAUCAGCAAGCAAGCAGACUCCCCGAGUUUCAGGAGACAAAGUUCCCCUCGUCCAUUGUUUCCCAAUUCCCACCGCACCAAAGCUUCAACCAGUAGCAGUAGAAGGAGAAGGAAGGAAGAUCUCCAAGCCGGUACCUUAGGACUUUCGCCGACGACGGUGGUCGGAGAGAUCCAGCCUCUCUCCCUCGUUUCUCCUCGUAAUGGCGCACCGAGCAGUGAAGCUCUUCUUCUUGCUAUGCGCACUGUCUUACGCUCUCGUCACCAUUGCCGGGAAGAGCUACUACGAUGUGUUGCAAGUGCCCAAAGGUGCGUCGGACGAUCAGAUCAAGCGAGCUUACAGGAAGCUGGCGUUGAAGUAUCAUCCCGAUAAGAACCAGGGGAAUGAGGAAGCUAAUAAGAAAUUCGCAGAGAUUAGCAACGGUAUAGAUUGGAUUUGGUGGACAUUGUACUCUCUUUUAGCUUAUGAGACGUUGUCCGACGGCGAGAAGCGGAAGAUUUACGAUGCUUAUGGGGAGGAAGGGCUUAGGCAGCAUAUGGCGAAUGGAGGCGGCGGUGGAGGAAUGAACAUGCAGAACAUUUUCGAGCAAUUCUUUGGCGGAGGAGGUCAAUCGGAAGAGGAGGAAGAGAGAAUCCAAAAGGGUGAUGAUGUCAUUGUUGAUUUGGACGCCACAUUGGAAGAUUUGUACAUGGGUGGUUCAAUGCAGGUGUGGAGAGAGAAGAAUGUUAUCAAGCCAGCCCCAGGGAAAAGACGAUGUAACUGCAGAAAUGAGGUCUAUCAUAGACAAAUUGGUCCAGGGAUGUUCCAGCAAAUGACAGAGCAGGUCUGUGAUCAAUGCCAAAAUAUCAAAUUUGAGCGGGAAGGGUAUUCUCUCACAGUUGAUAUUGAAAAAGGAAUGCAAGAUGGACAAGAGGUUGUUUUCUAUGAAGAUGGUGAGCCCAAGAUAGAUGGGGAACCAGGAGAUUUGAAGUUCCGCAUUCACACAUCACCUCAUGACGUUUUCACAAGGAAAGGCAACGACUUGCACACCACAGUCACCAUCACACUGGUUCAAGCCCUCGUUGGCUUCGAGAAGAAGAUCAAGCACCUCGAUGAGCAUCUGGUCGAUAUAGGCUCACAGGGAAUCACUAAGCCAAAAGAAGUAAAGAAGAUCAAGGGCGAGGGGAUGCCUCUGUACGCAAGCAACAAGAAAGGCGACCUCUAUGUGACGUUCGAGGUUCUCUUCCCUAAUUCAUUGACGCAGGAGCAGAAGACGAAGAUCAAGGAAGUUCUCGGCUAAAAGUAUCGUUAGGAAUUUUAUGCCAGUCAUUCCGAGGUUCCAAGUUCCAACUAUAGUUUUUAACUGUAACAUGUCAGAUAGAAGAACCUUGAGAGGAGGGAAAGCAAGUUUUGUUUCCUUGAUUUGCCGCCUCUGUUCCCUGCCUUCCCCCAAUUUUUUCCCCAGUAGUAUACCAGAAAGAAAAUUGAAUUAGCUGUUUUUCCACUCUUGCGUACCAAUUCGUAUGUACACUUUUAAGAAACCAUUAAUCGAUAAGCACACCAAGCUGCUGCUGAGGUUAUUGAGGUGUACUUUGAAAUUUGACUGUGUGGAAGAUUUAUUUUAUCAAUGCAGUCAUAAGUGUAUUAGAUCAUAUCUAAUUGGAGG
Messenger RNA from Linum tenue, 1696 nucleotides. The record is from the annotation of a GenBank genome assembly. NCBI's taxonomy places the organism in Eukaryota, Viridiplantae, Streptophyta, Magnoliopsida, Malpighiales, Linaceae.